This is a messenger RNA of Labrus bergylta (ballan wrasse), 2943 nucleotides long. RefSeq names its product SRY-box transcription factor 2 (gene sox2). The record is from RefSeq and is a predicted model, not a curated record. Lineage: Eukaryota; Metazoa; Chordata; Actinopteri; Labriformes; Labridae. Gene Ontology annotation, biological process: anatomical structure morphogenesis; cell differentiation; regulation of DNA-templated transcription. Gene Ontology annotation, molecular function: DNA-binding transcription factor activity, RNA polymerase II-specific; RNA polymerase II cis-regulatory region sequence-specific DNA binding.
GGAGGAAUUAGUGACUUUUUGGUUUUUGAACAACAGCAAUGUCACGGCCGGUACUUAAUGUCAGAGCAAUCCUUUUGAAUCAGAACAAUCUGACACAAUAACUGUCAAAAUGUGAUAUAUUUAUUUAACACGUUCCCCCUUAUUUGACUAUAUCUCAUUCGUGACAUCAGCUGUUAGAAUUAAGGCUAAAAACUGAAUGAAUAUGUAGGAAUGACAACAUUAAAAAUAACAUUUUUUUUUUUAAAUAACAUGAAACUUUUUGUUCUUUUACUAAGUUUUAAAAAUGAAAACUUUUCUUUACAACAGCUUUUACAACUUAUUUCUAUAAAUAAUGAUGGAAACAGGUCAUAAAGUGCCACCAUAUCUGAAUAAGCCCAGUGGAUUUUCUCCAUAAUGCUGGAAAUAGUAAAUAUGUACUUUGUAUUGGCUCAUAUGUGAAGCCUGAUAGUGUGUGUGUGUGUGUGUGUGUGUGUGUGUCUCGGGGCAAAACAUACCCCGCCCCCUUUAUGCUAAUUAAGGCCUCCCAUUGGCGUGUCAGGGGUGCAGGCCGCCUCUGAUUGGCCAGGUCGAAGCCAUUUAUUCGCUGACAGCCUCGUCACAUGAAUGGUUGUCUAUUAACUUGUUCAAAAACUAUCUGGAGUUGUCAAGGCUCAGGACGGACGGAGGCGAAAAAAGUACAGUUUUUGUUGAUGCUUUUUUUUUCCGGGAGAAGCGACGGGAGAAGUUUUGUGGACACAACAUAGAAGGGACCUAUUGGGAGAAGGCUCUUUGUCACACACACUCACAUACACUCUGACACACACUCAGUGAGAGGCAAAGAGAGAGAGAGUGAGUGAGGGAGAGAGUGUGUGGAGACGCGGCUUGGUGCUGGUUGUUUUUUUUCGUCCAGAGGAAAAAAAGUUGCAGAGAACAAAAUCGACAGGUAACUUCGCGUUCAGCUUGUCUCUUUUGCUUUUUCCCCUCUGCUUCGGGAGCUCCCACUCCAAAAAAAAAGCUGUUCCUGAUGUAUAACAUGAUGGAGACUGAACUGAAGCCCCCAGCUCCCCAGACCAACACGGGGGGCUCGGGCAACACCAACUCGUCCGGCACCGGUGCCAACCAGAAGAACAGUCCGGAGCGGGUCAAGAGACCCAUGAACGCGUUCAUGGUGUGGUCCCGGGGCCAGAGGAGGAAGAUGGCGCAAGAAAACCCCAAAAUGCACAACUCGGAGAUAAGCAAGAGGCUGGGCGCGGAGUGGAAACUUCUGUCGGAGAGCGAGAAGAGACCUUUCAUCGACGAAGCCAAGAGGCUGCGGGCCCUGCACAUGAAGGAGCAUCCGGAUUACAAAUACCGGCCCCGGCGGAAAACCAAGACCCUCAUGAAGAAGGACAAGUACACCUUGCCCGGCGGGCUGCUGUCUCCCGGAGGUAACGGGAUGGGAGGUGGGGUCGGUGUAGGGGUCGGGGCCGGGCUGGGCGGAGGAGUGAACCAGAGGAUGGACAGCUACGCGGCACACAUGAACGGCUGGACCAACGGUGGUUACGGUAUGAUGCAGGACCAGCUGAGCUACCAGCACCCGGGGCUUAACGCGCACAACGCGGGCCAGAUGCAGUCCAUGCACCGCUACGACAUGAGCGCGCUGCAGUACAACACCAUGACGAGCUCCCAGAGCUACAUGAACGGCUCGCCUACCUACUCCAUGUCCUACUCCCAGCAGAGCACGCCGGGGAUGACCGCCCUGGGCUCCAUGGGACCCUCCUCGGUGGUAAAGUCCGAGUCCAGCAGCUCCAGCCCGCCCGUUGUCACCUCGUCAUCCCACCGGGCCGCCCCCGGCUGCCAAAGCGGGGAUCUGAGGGACAUGAUCAGCAUGUACUUGCCCGGGGCGGAGGUCAGCGAGCAGAGCGCCCAGACCCGGCUACACAUGUCCGGGCACUACCAGAGUACCGUGCCCGGUACGACGAUCAACGGCACGCUGCCGUUAACACACAUGUAAGCAGACAGAGAGAGAGAGAGAGAGAGAGAGAGAGAGAUAGAUAGAGAGAGAGAAAAGAACUUUUAUAAGAGAAACUGUGGACUAUUAACGUUGGACUAUUUUUGUACAGAAAAAUUUCGGGGUGGGAAAAAGUUGUAUAGAAGUCUCCAAGAAAAAGGACACACGACUCUUUUAUUCUUUCAUUUUAUUCUACGGAAGCUCUAGAGGAACUUAGGAGACCCCCCCCCCCCUCUCUUCACUUGGUGGAUGAAGUUUGGAAGACUAGAAAAGAAAGUGGGAGUCGCAAUCAAAUGUUUUAUUAUUGCAAUCAUCUUUUGUACAGUAUUUAUCAAAGAAACAUUACAAUCAGAUGAAAUUGUUUGUUAAACUGCAAGAGGUUGCAUUUUUUCUUUUCUUUUUUUUUUAUAUAUAUAUAUAUAUAUAUAUAUAAAGGCAACGUCGGUUCUGCAGAAAAUAUUAAAAAGUGAAAAUGGCAGAACUGCAAUUUAUAGGAGCGAUCAGUUAUGCUCCUUUAUUACUGCAUAGAUUGGAAAGAAAAGGGACAUAAAACGAAGCAGGUAAUACUGUUUUUUUUUAUCAUUUAAAGGUUACUAAACAUUUAAUUUCUUAUAUUAAAAAAAAGGAAGAUAAGACACUUUUUUUUUCUCUCAUACAGCUUAAAAUAUAGGUUGUUAAUUUAUAUUUCCAUUUCCGUCUCCCACUUUUCAUCUGUUAGAGGUAUGACGCUCUUUAUUUUCUAAUUGAUUUGUACAAUUUCUGUAUAUUUACUGUGAUAUUUUUAAGUUUUUAUUUCCAAACAUUCAUUCCCGUAGUUGUAAUUUUAAAAAUUGUGGCCCUGUACGCAGAAGCCAACCCACUCCAUGUAAAUAUAUACCGGAACUAAUACCAUCCUUAUAACAGGUACAAUUUCAACUGAGUAUAUUAUUUUUCAAUAUGCAGUUUGAAAUGAAUAAAUUUUGGAAAUUUGGAUA